ACCAGAACCAAACCCAAUGGGUCGAAAAGAACCUGCGUCCUACUGAAGCCGAGCUUCAACAUCUGCUGGUUCCUUCAGGUCCGGCGUCAAAAAGAACCUUUGUGCGUGUGAGGCUCUUAUUGUGGAGGGCCUGACCCGGAAGCAGCUAGCAGCGGAGCCGCAGAGCAGCGGCCGUCCUCCGGAUUCCUCCCCCGCUCCCAGAGCCUCUCUCUCGGCGGUGACAGACGGCUCCUGCCGGUGGCUCCAGGCGGUUCCGGCCGGGAUCUGCGACCCAGUGGGAUGUUAGUGAGUCCGGGCUUCGCACACGGAGCGGCUCGGGGCUUUUCCGGACACAUCCGAGACCAGGAGCAUCUCCACCUCCGCCGCGGUUCUUCACCGCCGUCCCCAUCCUCAUCUUCGGCUGCAGAGGUGUGAAGCGUCAUGACGGGAGCCGAGGCCGAGGACGACAUUCCUCUGGGAGAGCGGAAAACCGUCACCGACUUCUGCUACCUGCUGGACAAGUCCAAGCAGCUGUUCAAUGGGCUCAGGUACGUCCAGCGUCCCGAACCACCAGCCCCCACACACAGGGGACACAAUGGCCUAGUUAAAGUCCAGACCUCGGCCUCCAGGGAGCUGAGCAGAAACGUCAAUGAGCCGCAGCGGAAAGUGGAUCGGAUCCAGCCGGAUCCAGCCGCAUCCAGUCGGAUCCAGCUGCAUCCAGUCGGAUCCAGUCGGAUCCAGCCGCAUCCAGCUGCAUCCAGCCGCAUCCAGCCAGAUCCAGUCGGAUCCAGCCGCAUCCAGUCGGAUCCAGCCGGAUCCAGUCGGAUCCAGUCUCUCCCUCAGGUCACGGGUUGCUUGUUUGUCGACAGGCAGGUUCUGGAUUCCAGGUACGGCUUGAAGAGAUGGCAGAUCGGAGAGGUUGCCUCCAAGAUCGGACAGCUCUACUACCACUACUACCUCCGGACCUCAGAGACCAGCUACCUGAACGAAGCCUUCUCCUUCUACUCGGCCAUCCGCCAGCGCUCCUACUACUACCAGGUCAACAAGGAGGACAGGCCUGAGCUGGUGGUGAAGAAGCUCCGCUACUACGCUCGCUACAUCGUCGUGUGUUUACUGCUCAACAAGAUGGACCUAGUCAAAGUUCUGGUGAAGGAGCUGUCGGAGGAGAUCGAAGACUACACCCAGCGCUUCAACACGGAGGACCAGCUGGAGUGGAACCUGGUCCUGCAGGAAGUGGCAGCUUUCAUCGAGGCCGACCCGGCCGUGGUUCUGAACGACAACAACUCGGUGCUGGUGACCAGCAACCGGCUGCAGGACGGCAGCGUCCCCCCGCUGGAGCAGGGCAUGGUGGUCGGCCAGCUGGUCCUCGCCGACGCGCUGAUCGUUGGCAACUGCAACAACCAGGUGAAGUUCAGCGAGUUGACCGUCGACAUGUUCCGGAUGCUGCAGGCUCUGGAGAGGGAGCCAGUCAACCUGGCAACGCAGACGUCCAAACAGGCAACGCUGGUGGGUUUCUGGUGUUUGCAGACAAAACGUCCGUUUAUUCCAACUCGGAAGGUGAGAACGGGUGACCUCUGCUGGUUCUGUUUGGGUCCGUUUACCCCAGCAGGUCCGUACGACUUCGGCGGCGUUCUGACCAACACCAACAGGGACGUGGUGAACGGGGAGACGGUCCAGAAGAGGAACCAGGCCCAGAAAGAGAUGCACUGCCUUCAUCCUGGAGAUCUGUUUCCUUUCACCCGGAAGCCGCUCUUCGUCAUCGUGGAUUCCUCCAACAGCACCGCCUAUAAGAACUUCUCCAACCUGUUCGGCCAGCCGCUGGUGUGUCUGCUCUCCCCGACCGUUUACCCAAAGAGCGUCCAGGAUCAGUCUCAGCGCGGCAGCCUCUUCACGCUCUUCCUGUACUCUCCUCUGCUGGGAUUCUCCUCCGUCUGCGGCCUGAGCAGCGUGCGGCGCGGCCUGUGGGAGCGCGCGCAGGACUUCCUGCGGAAGGUGUUCCGGGACAUCGGCCAGAUGCUGACCCGAUCCCGGAGCAUCGAUCAGGCCUUCCUGCAGUUCUUUGGGGACGAGUUCCUGCGGCUGCUGCUGAUCCGGUUCGUGUUCUGCUCGGCGGCGCUGAGGCUACAUAAGCUGUUCCGGGAAUCCCGGAGCUUCCCGGAGUCGUACCCGGAGCUGCCGAAGCAGGACACGGUGGAGAGCGGCCUGCUGCAGAAGCAGGUGCUGGAGCUGGCCGCCAUGUUGGACGUUCAGAGCUUAUUCUGGGACGAUUCGCUGGAGAGCUACUAGCGCCUCCACACCGGACUCAACCAGAACCAGAACCAGAACCCGCUCUGUUCCUUCCUUUGUAGUCUGAAGGUAACCUUUUGUUCGCCCCGUCCGUCAUCCAGAUGUUUCCCCCGGAAGCAGGAGCGACGCUCCCGUUGGUCACCCAGGAAGAGUCGUCACCCCACGACCCCGAGUCGUCACCCCACGACCCCGAGUCGCCACAGACGACCCC
This is a messenger RNA of Poecilia reticulata (guppy), 2476 nucleotides long. Lineage: Eukaryota; Metazoa; Chordata; Actinopteri; Cyprinodontiformes; Poeciliidae. The record is from RefSeq and is a predicted model, not a curated record.